AUGACAAUUACCGACCUUCAUUAUCAAACGCGUCCCGUGUCGCUGCCCAAUACCGCGAAAAAGGGCCUGCGCCAGCCUCCACUGCCAUGUCCGACUCGGGGAACACGUCCUCAACAGGGCCUUGUCAUUGUAGAUUCCUAUACAUUCUUGUCAAAUUAUAUCACGUACGCAAACAUCACUUACCAUUGGGCCACUAACUGCCCGUUGCUCUCCGCGUAUGCAACGAAAGGGUCAUCGGGCGUGUCUGCAACAAACAGACCAACAGCGCCGGCCUUGUACGUGGCCGAGAAGAGCAGCUCCCCAUAUCAGAUGGCCCUCUCGUGUCGACGCAUAUUCUCGUUAACGGUCUUUCAACAUUCCAUCAUAUUGGCACUUCCAUCGUUGGCGGCGCACGAUUCAGCCUUGACGUGA
Molecule: messenger RNA, 411 nt
Organism: Strongylus vulgaris
Lineage: Eukaryota; Metazoa; Nematoda; Chromadorea; Rhabditida; Strongylidae
Source: the annotation of a GenBank genome assembly